Messenger RNA from Cyanistes caeruleus (blue tit), 2583 nucleotides. Its product is annotated as cytosolic phospholipase A2 epsilon-like. The record is from RefSeq and is a predicted model, not a curated record. Gene Ontology annotation, biological process: glycerophospholipid catabolic process. Gene Ontology annotation, molecular function: calcium ion binding; calcium-dependent phospholipid binding. NCBI's taxonomy places the organism in Eukaryota, Metazoa, Chordata, Aves, Passeriformes, Paridae. Gene Ontology annotation, cellular component: cytosol.
GUGGGGCUUGGAUAAACCACUUGCUCCUCAGCAGGUGCCUCCUUAAAGUUUGCAGAGGUAGUUUGUGAAUCACAGCCGUUGCCUCUAACAGUGAAGUGACAAUCUAUCUCUGAUUUGUAUGCAGCUGGGGGCAGGAUGGGCUCAUACUGGAGUGCUUGUGAGAGAGAUGAAUGUCCCUGCUGUUCAUUCUUUGUGAAAAUCAUAAGAAUGAAAAAUCUGAGAAAGGCAGAUCUGUUUAGCCAAACUGAUUGCUAUGUAAGCCUGUCCUUGCCCACUGCUUCCCCCGAGACUGUCCGGACCAAAACCAUUAAAAACUGCAAAGACCCAGUGUGGAAUGAAACAUUUUGCUUCAGGAUCCAGAGCCAAGUAAAGAAUAUUCUUGAGAUGAAAGUCUAUGAUGAAAAUGCUGUCACUCAAGAUGACCUCCUCUUCACUGUUCUCUUUGAUGUUGCUAAAGUCCAGCUUGGAGAAACUGUUCACUUGACAUUUCAGCUAAAUCCAAAGACACAGGAGAUACUAGAGGUUGAGUUUACAUCGGAGAGCAUUCCAGUCCCUCCUGAAAAGCUUGUGACUAAUGGUGUAUUAGUGUCUCGUGAAAUUUCCUGCUUGGAAGUUCUAGUGGACAACAGAUGGACAAAGAAAGAGCCUUCAGAAAAAGACUUCUUGUUUUCAGUGAAGGGAUCAUAUGAGAAGAGCCAGACCCUGUCACUGGGCUCUUUCUGGCAACCUCUGAAGCCCCUGAACUUCCAUUAUAUCAAGUACAGCCUGUCAGAGCUGUGCAUGGCUCUAGCAGACAAGAAGCCUCAUUUCUGCUCGUGUACUUCAGGUGAAGACAAAAAAGACUGCCAUGCAUCCCUCACUAUUCCUCUGGAUUCACUUCCAUUCAGUGAGAAAGUGGCAGUAGCAAAGGAUGAGACCGUCAAUUUACAUGUGAAGUCAAAUGACUGGUCCAGAAACUUAGAUGUUCGCUUGGAGUUUGAUCUAUGUAUGGAGGAGAAAAAUUUCCUACAGAAAAGGAAGAAGUUUGUGGCAUCUGCUCUGAAAAAAGCACUACAUUUAGAACAAGACCUACAAGAUCAUGAGGUACCAGUUGUAGCAGUGAUGACAACAGGAGGUGGCACCCGGGCUCUGACAUCUCUGUUAGGCAACCUGUUGGGUCUUCAAAAGCUGGGUCUCUUGGAUGCCAUUUCAUACAUCACUGGGUCAUCUGGUUCAACAUGGACUUUGUCACAUUUGUAUCAGAGUGCUGACUGGUCACACAAGGAUCUAUCAAUACCGAUCGGUGAAGUUCGCAGACAUAUGACCAAGUGCAAGCUAAGCUGCUUUUCCCUGGAGAACUUGAAAUACUAUGCAAAGGAGCUAAAACUGAGGAAGCAAGAGGGAUACCAGAUCUCUAGUGUUGAUUUUUGGAGCCUUUUGCUGGAAAAAGCCUUAGAUGAUGGGAAAAAUAACCACAGGCUCUCAGAUGAGCAAGAGGCAUUGAGUCAGGGUCAAAAUCCCCUACCUAUCUACAUGAUCCUCAACAUCAAAGAAGAUUACAGCCUUUCAGAGUUCAAAGAAUGGGUGGAGUUCACCCCUUAUGAGGUUGGGUUCUUGAAAUAUGGUGCCUUCAUUCGUGCAGAGGAUUUUGGCAGUGAGUUCUUCAUGGGUCGCCUGAUGAAGAAGCUUCCUGAGUCCCGAAUCUGCUUCAUGAAAGGCCUAUGGAGCAAUGUUUUCUCCUACAACCUCUUGGAUGCCUGGCAUUCGUCGGAUCCCACACAAAGACGCUCACUGAGGUGUACCCAACACAGCACUGUUGAUAUUGGAGAAGAGUCUUCUUCAUCAGACAGGAGACAUGAGUUGGAGACUUACUUGGUCACCCCUGAAUGUGGCAUCAUGGGCAUCCUUCGGCAGAUCCUGACAGAGCGGGUGAUGGUUUCCAAGUUCUACAACUUCCUGAAGGGGUUCCAGCUGCACAAUGAAUAUCUUCAGAGCAAAAAUUUCUGUAUAUGGAAAGAUACCAUACUAGAGCAUUUUCCCAACCAGCUGACAGAAACAGCAGAGUUCAUGUGCCUGGCAGACACAGCGGGAUACAUCGACAUUAGCUAUCCACCACUCAUGAGGCCAGAAAGGAAAGUGGAUGUUGUGCUGCACUUAAACUAUUCUUCUGGAUCACAGACCUCGCCUUUGGAAGAAGCCUCCAAAUACUUUCAAAAGCAGGGAAUCCCAUUUCCCAAAAUCCACAUGAGUGAAGAGGAGAAGAAAAAUCUAAAGGAGUGCUACCUCUUUGAAGACAGAGAGACCCCAGAGGCACCGACUGUGGUGUUUUUCCCACUGGUGAAUGACUCCUUCAGAAAAUACAAAGAGCCUGGUGUGGAGCGCAGCCCUGCUGAGAUGGCACAGGGCAAUGUGGAUGUUUCCACCAUUUUUUCCCCCUACUGCUUAAACAGUUUUACCUACACAGAAGAGGAGUUUGACAAGCUGAUAGAACUGACCAGCUACAACAUUCAGAACAACCAACAUCUGAUCCUUCAGGCUUUGAAUUCAGCCAUAGAGCAGAAAAGACAGCACAAAAAAUAAACACUCACCUGAGUUUCAGAAAGA